Molecule: messenger RNA, 1977 nt
Organism: Gavia stellata (red-throated loon)
Lineage: Eukaryota; Metazoa; Chordata; Aves; Gaviiformes; Gaviidae
Gene: ANKRD1
Product: ankyrin repeat domain 1
Exons: 9
Coding region: 199-1158 (319 amino acids)
Biological process (GO): regulation of transcription by RNA polymerase II
Cellular component (GO): nucleus
Molecular function (GO): RNA polymerase II-specific DNA-binding transcription factor binding
Source: RefSeq, a predicted model, not a curated record
UGAGCGUGAGCCUACCUCUCAGCUGGCAAGCCCAAGGGGCAUACUUGGAUUCCCAGGUUGGAAGAUUAUCUCAUUCAAGCACAGUUCUCCAAAAGAUAUAUAAGCAAAGCUAGCGUGGUGGUCCCUGCAGAGCUGGCUUGAGCACUUGGGAGUUUCAGCCUUCAAACUUGGGAGUACAAGCUUCAAACGCUGGCAAAUAUGAUGAUGAUGAAAGUGGAAGAGCUGGUGACUGGGAAGAAAGCUGACGAUAAAGAGACUGGCAGCUUCCUCCCUGAGGACUUCAAAAAUGGAGAGUAUGAAGCUGCUGUAAGAUUAGAGAAGCAGGAGGACCUAAAGACAGUCUCUGAACACUCACUGACCCGAGGUGAUCUGGCUUAUGAGAAGGAGAAAAAACUAGAAGCAGAGCUGAAGAAGAAGAAAUUAGAGGAGAGGUCAAAACUUGAAAACUUGGAGGAUCUUGAAAAAAUUAUCCAGCUGAAGAAGAAGAAAAAAUGCAAGAAAGUGAAAGCGCCCGUUUUAAAGGAACCUGAACCAGAAGUUAUUACAGGACCAGUGGAUAUACCCGCAUUCUUUAGAGCUGCACUGGAGAAUAAGUUGCCAGUAAUUGAAAAAUACCUGUCAGACAAGGGGGAUCCAAAUGUCUGUGAUGAGUACAAACGCACAGCAUUGCACAGGGCAUGCUCUGAAGGACAUCUAGAGGUGGUGAAAAAAUUGGUGGAAGCUGGAGCCCGGCUUGAACAGAAAGACAUGCUUGAAUCUACAGCCCUGCACUGGGCAUGCCGGGGGGGGAACCUGGAUGUUCUGAAAUUCUUACUGGAUAACGGGAUAAACAGAAAUGCAAGAGACAAGCUGCUCAGCACCCCUUUGCACGUGGCUGUGAGAACGGGUCAGUACGACUGCGGGGAGCACCUCAUUGCCUGUGAAGCAGAUCUCAAUGCCAGAGACCGAGAGGGAGACACACCGAUGCACGACGCCGUGAGGCUGAACCGCUACAAAAUGAUCAGGCUUCUGGUUCUGUAUGGAGCGGAUCUAACUAUAAAGAACUGCCAAGGGAAAACCCCUAUGGAUCUUGUACUUCAGUGGCAGAACGGCACCAAAGAGAUAUUCAACAGCCUGAAAGACAAUUCCUAUAAGAGCGUCCAUCUAGGCAAGUUCUGAAGAGAGAAACCAGACCGCUCUCUUUCUGCUGCUUUUAAAUGCUUCAUAUGAACCUGGAGGAAAACAGCUCUGAACAUAGUAUUUUUAUUGAAAAUGUUUAUAGUACUGGAUUAUUUGAGGUACCUUCACUGAAAACUGCAAAACAAACAUGCAAAGAAAUGAUUUUAAAAGGCAGGUUGAGUGUUAAAAUUCCAAUGGUUCUAAAAUGGCUUUAUUUAUUACUAUUUAUUAUUUAUUUAUUUAAAAAGCAAUUUUUAAUUAUAUUCAAUGUUAUUGUAGCUUUUUUUUAUAUAGCUUUACAACCUAAUGCAACCUUCGCUAGCAACAUAAAUCCUUUUGUCUUAGAUGGCAGUAUUUCCAACUACAUUAGCAACUUCCCUCAAGCCUUCCAAUAGCUCUAAAUAGCGAGUAUUCGCAACCGUUGCCUUGCCUCUGCCAAAUUCUGUUAAAAUAAUAUGUUAAAUGAGCGGUGAUAUGUUGAAGAGCAAUGGAAGAAGGUGUACUGAGGUGCCAAGAGGAUUUAAAGAAGCAGUUGAGUAAUGGGGUUUACACAGGGUUUGACAGUUGUGGUCGAUAAAGACCUCAAGGACAGAGCUCCAACCAUCAUGUAACCAUUUGGACUGUGGGAUUCAGAUGCAAUGUUAUGAAGGUGAGAGGAGACAGUAUCAGGAAUGUGAAUUUUUUUAAGCUAGACUACUACGAAGUCUGAUGAUUGAAGAAUGCAAAAACAGUUUAUGUAUAUUUGUAAAUUUGUACUGCUUCUUCUGUACAUUUUGUACUGAUCUAUUUCAGAUUAAAUAAACAGGGUGGUUCUUUUUA